AUGAAAGCUUGUCAAGACUUGUUGAAUCAAGAUGGUCAUAUUAGAAAUGUUAUUCAAGUGCAAAGUUCAAGUCAAAGAAUGAAUAAUCGGUUACGACUCAAGAUUUCAAUUAACACUGUUUGUUGGUUAACACUACAAGCUUAUGCUUUUAGGGGUCACGAUGAAACUAGAAAAUCAAGAAAUCAAGGUAACUUUCUUGAGUUAUUGAAACUUUUAGCAUCCUACAAUGAUGAAAUUGCAAAAGUUGUGUUGGAAAAUGCUCCACAAAAUUGCAAGGUAAAAAAGAGUAUUCGUGAGGAAAUUGGUGAUUCUAAAUUUUGUAUCGUUGUUGAUGAAGCCCGUGAUGAGUCUAAAAAGGAACAAAUGGCUCUUGUAUUAAGAUUUGUUGAUAAAGUUGGUUUAAUACAAGAGAGAUUUUUUGACGUGGCACAUGUUAAAGAUACCACAUCCUUAACUCUUAAGGAAGCAAUAUAUGAUAUACUUUCUCGACAUAACCUUGAUGUUUCUAACAUUAGUGGCCAAGGUUAUGAUGGUGCUAGCAAUAUGAGAGGAGAAUGUAAUGGUUUACAAUCCCUCUUUAUGAAGGACUGUCCUUAUGCAUAUUAUGUUCAUUGUUUUGCUCAUCGAUUGCUACUUGCAUUAGUUACAUCAUCAAGAGAAGUCAAACUCGUUCAUAAGUUUGUUGAGAAGCUGAUCUUUAUUGUGAAUGUUGUUUGUUCUUCUACAAAGCGCCAUGAUGAGUUACAAGCUGCCCAAUUAGAAGAAAUUGCUUAUUUGUUAAAUAUUGAUGAGAUUGUAACUGGUAAAGGUGCAAAUCAAGCUGGUACAUUGAAACGAGCUGGAUAUACUCGUUGGGGGAUCACAUUACGAUUCUAUUUCUAG
This is a messenger RNA of Vicia villosa (hairy vetch), 882 nucleotides long. RefSeq lists its product as uncharacterized. NCBI's taxonomy places the organism in Eukaryota, Viridiplantae, Streptophyta, Magnoliopsida, Fabales, Fabaceae. Bases 1 to 882 code for a protein of 293 amino acids. The transcript is spliced from 2 exons. The record is from RefSeq and is a predicted model, not a curated record.